Messenger RNA from Fragaria vesca subsp. vesca, 631 nucleotides. RefSeq lists its product as uncharacterized. The record is from RefSeq and is a predicted model, not a curated record. Gene Ontology annotation, cellular component: DNA topoisomerase type II (double strand cut, ATP-hydrolyzing) complex; nucleus. Gene Ontology annotation, biological process: chromosome organization; DNA endoreduplication. Bases 113 to 625 code for a protein of 170 amino acids. Lineage: Eukaryota; Viridiplantae; Streptophyta; Magnoliopsida; Rosales; Rosaceae. The transcript has 4 exons. Gene Ontology annotation, molecular function: double-stranded DNA binding.
CCAUUUUCACAAAUACCUUCUGGGCAUUACCCAUAUUUGCAUUGUAGGAAGGACAAAGGCAAUUUUGGGUUUUGGUAUUGGAAUCAAAGUUUAGAGAUUUGAAGCUGCUGGGAUGAGCAGGGAGGGGUCUCCAGAUUGGCUGCGGGCUUUUGAGGUCCCAACAACUGAGUCAGUACUGUCAUUGUCCUCAGAUUCUAGGUCUUCACUGAAUGGGGAGGAUAACAGUGAUGGCCGAGAACCAACUCCUCGUAAAUCAUCUGAAUCCGAUGAUGAUGAUAAUGAAGUUAUAGGUAAAUUUCUUGGGAAAAGGGUUGGGUCUCCAUCUGAUAAGAAAUUGAAAGGCAAGUCGCCGAAAAAAGGGGAAACAAUAGAAGAACAUGUACCCCAGACAAAAAAGAAGUCAGAUGGAUUCAAGAAAAUAGAAGGUAAAACAAAGGCCGUUGUUGAGAAGCCUUCAAAGCCUAACAUUCUGAUCCUGAAAACAGUCCUCCCAGAGAGGAUGAUGGAGAGUCUUCUGACCUUAAAAUGUCUCAACUGCAAUCAAGAGGCAACACUGAGGAUGCAGCUGUUAUGGACAUCAGUGAAGAAUCUCCAUCUAAACAGGCUUCAAAAGGAAAAUCUUUGAAGAAAA